Molecule: messenger RNA, 1831 nt
Organism: Cephus cinctus (wheat stem sawfly)
Lineage: Eukaryota; Metazoa; Arthropoda; Insecta; Hymenoptera; Cephidae
Gene: Arl6IP1
Product: ADP-ribosylation factor-like protein 6-interacting protein 1
Exons: 6
Coding region: 321-848 (175 amino acids)
Source: RefSeq, a predicted model, not a curated record
AGAAAGAACAAAAGUGCAAAGCGCGACGGUCUGAAAAAUUUUGCAUCGAAAAACGUCAGUUCCAUUGAAUUUAUUGAAACUCUUUGGAUGACUUGAGCAUAUUCGGUAUAUUAAUCAAUUAUCAAGACUACGAAUUUCACGAUAUCGAAAUGCCGGAGACAGUGUCGAAUGGCAAGGUUAGACCAUUCUUCAUAGCAACAAUGAAAAGCUUCUGUUAAGCAAUUACAUUCUGUCUCUGCGGUUUUUAUUAAUGAAUGGGAUAGAUUUCUCUUAAAAGCUUUUGGUUUCAAGAAAAGCAUACGAAGCAGUUAAAAAGAAGAAUGGAGUGCUGGAGAGAAAUUAUUUUACCACUAAACUCAAUUUUGUUGUGGGAGAGAUCAUGGCAUCUUGGUUUAAUAUUAGGAGUCACAACAUCCAUCUUUAUGCUUAUUUGGUUUUUGGAGCCAGCAUUACUCACAAUGAUCUCUAUUUGUCUGUUGAUACUGGCUUUGGUGGAUUAUCUAGUGCCAAUCCUAUCAUCAGCAUUCAUUUCAACAAAUAGCUGGACAGGGCAAAAAGAGAAGAAGUUGGAUGAUAUUUGUCAAAACCUUUCUGUGACCAUACUCCAAUUGCAAAAUGUUUGGGGAAAGAUAUUGCAGGCUCGUAAUAAUCGCCCAAAUUUGUAUUAUGGAUCUAUAACAUUGUGCCUGCUAUUACUUGCCUGGAUUGGAAAUACUAUAAAUAACCUGCUUCUUAUCUACAUGGCUGUAAAUGCCAUAUUGCUUACGCCUGGUCUGAGACAUAAAGGCAGAGUGCAGAAGGCAAUUAAAUUUCUCUGCAACUACAUGACCCACCGCAAGCAGUCUUAAUCGUCAUAUUUGUCACGUUUAAAUUUUGCACUGCGCAACGGAUACCUAAUAAAAUUCGUUUUUUGUCGCCAUUUUCAUAUUCGAUGUUUCUCUUUCGUGUGCGCUUUUCGCACUCACGAUCGUUUAUGUACUGACAAAAUUACCAAUGAGGUACCAAAACAGUUUGGAGGAUUACCAAAUACCAGUGGCUAAAGCUAAUAUUUACAUAUAUAUCUAAUUAUUAGAAAUACUAAUACUUAUAUUUUAUACUCGUAAUAUUAAUACCGUCACUCGGGAUUAUUGUCGAUUGCAUGUCGCUUGCGUAUUCGCUUCCUGAAAGAGCCACGUAACAUUAUGAUUUCAAUUAUGAUAUGUAGCAGCUGUUUCACAGAGUAGUAAGAAUAUCUUGUAUUUUAAAAAUUUCAGUACUACAAAAAAUUGAAUACACGGAGAAAACCACUGAUGAAAGAAGUUUUAGUGCAAGAACUGACUUAGUAUGUAACUUGAAAUCAUAGUAAUAAGGCGUAUAUUUCAAUUUCGUGCUUCUCGUCAGUCCUACAAGCAAAUUGUAGUUGUUACGCCACUGUAUAACAUUAAAGUGUAUUUAGACUAUUUUUAAAAUUUAAAAAUAUAUUCUACUCCUGUAGCAUGACGUAUAGAGUAUUAAUUUGAAAUGUACUUAAUUAGAUUCAUCAUGAUAAUUAACAGACUUCAAUUAAUAAUCUCUAUGUUAUUUGCUGAUUAGCAAUAGUCAGUCGCGCAGCAUUGUAUUCAGUAUAUAUUAACGGAAUAUUAGAAAUCACAAAUAGUUAUUUAGUUCCUUAUAGAUUCAUCAGAGAAUGACAGCAAUCAAUAUAGAAAGUUGAAAGCUUUUGUAAAAUAAUUUUUGCUAAUUAGAAAUCGGACUGAUUGAAAACAAAUUUCAUAUUGUUUUUAGAAAUCGUCGUGAUUGCAAGCAAUAAACAAUGGUUCAUUUUCUACUCAAUAAACAUUGGAUACAUGUU